This is a messenger RNA of Ceutorhynchus assimilis (cabbage seed weevil), 340 nucleotides long. Lineage: Eukaryota; Metazoa; Arthropoda; Insecta; Coleoptera; Curculionidae. The record is from the annotation of a GenBank genome assembly.
AUGGCCUAUCAAAAGGUAGAUAAAAUAAUAAUACAUAUUUAUAAGAUGCACUCAAUUAAAUCACCUGACACUGAAUCGUCUAAAUCAGGCAGCAGACAACAAUUAAAGAAAAGUCACGGAGCGGAACGCCUUGGCUUGGCCAUAACAGACCGACAUUUUCAAUCUUCAAAAGGAAAUUCGAAACAUCCUCAUUAAGUAGCAGUUGUGUUCACGUGAAAAUGCCUUCUUGAACGAUGUUCACGACGAAUGUGCUUUGUUUGAAGAAGAAGAAAAAACGAACUUAUUGUUUGUCCAGUGCGAAUUUGAAGAAAAAUGAAGCGGGGACGUCACAAAAUGAAAG